AGUCCAGACCCAGAUCAGGUGGAACGAGACGGAGAGCGAAAUGGAAGUGCCGUGCUUCUUGGGGAUGACAUGAAAGAUCUUGCCAGACCCAGAAUCGUCUAAAACAAAAACUGCCCUCUACACUUCACCAGAAUCGUCAUCAGAAGUUGACAGCCAAAAGAGAAGGGAGAACACAAAAGGAGGAAAAUCCCACCUUUCGUGGCACCCAUGUGAUUCAUGUUCGUUCUGGGUCGCAUCGACAUAGCUGAAGCUGAAGAAUUUGAGUGGGAAGAGUGAGAGAGAGAGGGAGAGAGGAGUGAGGAGGGUGACGAAGAAUGGCAGGAGAUCCAAUGGAGGGAGACACGGAGAUGGGGGAGAGCGAGAGGGAGACGCAAGAAAGAGACGCUGGGUGGGAGUUGCUGGCCAUGGCACGCCAUCUCAUUGAUCAGGGCAAGCCCUCGCAGGCUCUCCAAGCGGUAGUGAUGGCAACAAGGGCUAAAGGAGGGGACCAGGCCGUGAUCGAAUUCUUGCAGCGUGCCCGUGAGCUAUACAGAAGCAAACUCCAAUCAACUUCUGCAGUCGAACAGCUGGCUUCCUUGUUCGCCGAGUGUGCGAUUGCCGAAGCACAACCUUUGGAGGCCAACCCUCCAACAGUUACUGCAAGUGGUCCAUCGAUCGAGCCAGAUGGUCAUGGAAAUUCCAUACUGGCAGAAACUGGAAGGAAUCAGGUUGUACUGGAUGCUUUUUCCGACGGGAGCAGUUUCAUCUGCUUGCAGUGUGGUGGUCUUGUUAGUAACCACCGUAGAGAUGAGCACUAUGCCUAUUGGUGUGGUUGAUCAGAUGCUUGAUCACAUACACUGUCUUGGUUGAAGUUGCCUGAGCCUUUAAUGGAUUUGCUCGUUUAGCUACAUACUUCUAUCAGAUGCCAGAAAUUUUGACUUAGAUGCCGGACAAUGGCAACUUGUGAAAAAGCCAUUUGGCGCCUUGUGGGCAAUUGGGUGCUCGUAAUCUGGAUCAGCUCGAAGCUCAUACAACUUGUUCCGAUGAAGUAAUUAAGAAAAUUAUGCUCCUGCAUUACAAUAGUGGAAGUUUGUGAAAUAAGGACAUAGGAUUAAGAGGGGACAGUUUCUUCCUCAAUGCAGAGUUUGUAUUUGUCCGGUUUGUCAUACCGCGAGAUCUCUCUUUCAUAGCUUUCAGAUGGGCGUCAGCGUAUUUUGGUUAGGCUGUACACCACGGUAUGCAGCACAUUGAAAAAUGUUUACUUACCAUCUUGGAAUACCGUUACCAUCCAGUUUUGCAUGGGUUCUAAGCUUUUAUAGUGACUGGAAGUAGUCAUUUUCAGCUUUUGCCAAAUGAGUUUGUAACAGGCUCUGCUGUGUCACAUCUUGGCAACCCAACUAUGAUUAUUCCAUGGGACCACAAAAGAAAGAUUGUGAUGAUACAGUGAGGAAAAAGGUAAAAUGUAUACGUCGCACGGCCAAUGUAUCAACAGGUCUUGUUGAUACAAGACCCGUUUUACGUGCGUGACGAAGUUAUUCCUUUUAGAUUGUAUUUUACUUAUGAAUCACUCGAAAUGAUCUCUCACUUGAUAUGGGACUUAAGCUGUCACAUCUACAAAGUUGAAGCCAGUAAUAUUCUAUUUCUU
Messenger RNA from Syzygium oleosum, 1624 nucleotides. RefSeq lists its product as uncharacterized. NCBI's taxonomy places the organism in Eukaryota, Viridiplantae, Streptophyta, Magnoliopsida, Myrtales, Myrtaceae. The record is from RefSeq and is a predicted model, not a curated record. The coding region runs from base 315 to 815 and encodes 166 amino acids. The transcript has 2 exons.